AUGAGAAGAUCAGCUGCCCCCUCCCAGCUCCAUGCAGCCAAGAGACCCAGGUUCAAUCCACCCUUUGCUGCACCACAAGCCACCAAGCCACAUGUACAACAGGAGCCAACAAAAACAUCUCAACCGACACCUGUGUCCAAACAACCAGCAGCCCAGCCUAGGCCUGUAGCUACUCAGCCAAAGUCUCAGCCAAAGCAUCGCCUCCUCAGCAUUCUAGAAACACCCAAGACAACGUCCCAACUAUCUGCCAACCACAAUGGUUCCGACCAACAGGACAUGCCCAACUUCACUCUCUCUCAUUCUGACCAAUGGGAAGAUGAGGUGGAGAACCAAUCAGAAGCCUCGACUUCUAGUUUAAAUUCUACCCAACCACAGACUUCCACCAACCCAAAUAUGAAAAAUCGUAAACAACAGUUACGACCUAUUCCGAGUCAAAAGCUUUCGACGCAAAAACCGUUAGCGCACAUACAAUUACAACCUAAACAUUGUCAUGACAACAGUACGUAUACUGGUCCUACAGAGGGUAGUGGACAUCAGACGCGCUACUAUAACGUGAUGUGGUGUAAGGUAUCAGGAAGGAAACAUAAGAGGUGGGAGGGGGAUGCGGUACUAGUGGUGCACAAGCGAUCGGUAGAGCUGUUGGACACAGAAGGGAAGAAGAUCGGAGGAGCUAGUGGGUACAAGACAACAGAGCUGUCUGAUAUGACAGAGGGACAGACACUGAAGGUGGGAGGAAAGGAGGUGGAGAUUUACGAUGAGAUUACACUUGAAGACUGGAAUACAGGAAAGUGUUUCCAGAGUAUAUCAAGCUCUUCAUCUCCUGAUCCUGCUCCUACAAAAGUGCAGCCUAAACCCAAGCCGUUCACAAACCCUAUGAAAAACAAACUGGCUGCAACACAGAAGAAAUCAGCAGGGGGAGCCGGUGCACAGCAAACUGUUGCACCAAGGUUUGACCCAACAGCUGAGGGAGUCCUGGUGAUGCCGCGGCCCUCCCCUGCCCACCAGUGGAAGUACAACCCUAACGGUCAGCCCCUGGUGGACGUUGUGGUGGACCCUCACCUGUCCAGACACCUCAGGCCUCACCAGAGGGAUGGGGUCAUCUUCCUGUACCAGUGUGUCAUGGGGAUGAGAGACCACCCUGGCCUGGGAGCCAUACUGGCAGACUCCAUGGGUCUGGGGAAGACCCUGCAGUGUCUCACCCUGAUCUGGACCUUACUGAAGCAGGGACCAUACGGGGGCAAGCCUGUUCUGCACAGGAUUCUUAUUGUCACCCCAGGUAGUCUUGUCAAGAACUGGGUGAAGGAAUUCAAGAAAUGGCUGGGGGAUGAGCGCUGCAAGGUGUACGCAGUGGGACAGGACAGCAGAGUUGAGGAGUUUGCCCGGUCUCCCCUCUAUCCAGUCAUGAUCAUCAGUUAUGAGAUGCUGGUCAGGUGCAUCAGGGAUAUCAAGAAGAUCAACUUUGACCUGAUAGUGUGUGACGAGGGCCACAGACUCAAGAACACAAACAUCAAAACCACCUCCUUCAUCUCUGGGCUAUCAGCUAGGAAACGGAUUGUAUUAACAGGUACUCCUAUCCAGAAUGACCUGCAGGAGCUGCACUCCAUUGUAGACUUCUGUAACCCUGGAGUGUUGGGCCCACUCAUGGCCUUCAGGAAGGUGUAUGAGGAACCCAUCGUCAGAUCCCAUCAGCCCUGCGCUACGGAGGCUGAGAAAACGUUGGGCGUGACGCGAGCGGAGGAACUGUCUCGCCUCACAGGACAGUUCACGCUACGGCGCACGGAGGACGUCAACAACAAGUACCUGCCUCCCAAGGUGGAGGCCGUUGUGUUCUGCAGACCCACCCCCCUGCAGCUGGACAUCUACAGGAAGCUGCUCUGUUCCAGGGUGCUCAGGUCUUUUCUGUACAGUAACAGACCUACAGAUGGAAGUUUACACCUGAUGUGUAUCUCAGCAUUGAAGAAGCUCUGCAAUGAUCCCAGUCUCAUCUACACUGCUGCAAAAGAGGCAGAAAACCAGGCUCCCAGUUUCUUGGAGGAUGAGGAUGAACUGUUUGGGUUUGACCAGGUGGGAGAGUCCAUCUACCAGGACGUACUGCCACUCUUCCCAAGGGGGUAUGAUCCUAACAGUGCUGGCCCUGAGUACUCAGGAAAGCUGCAGGUCCUGGCUGAUCUGCUAGGGUCUCUGUACUCUGAAGGGCCCAGAGAGAGGAUUGUGGUGGUGUCCAACUAUACACAGACCUUAGACAUGGUACAGGAGUUGUGUAAAUCACAGGGGUAUGGUUACCUGAGGCUGGAUGGUAGUACCCCCACUGGCAAGAGACAACAGAUUGUGGAGCGAUUCAAUGACAAGUACUGCAGGGACUUUGUGUUCCUCCUGAGCACCAAGGCCGGUGGAGUGGGGCUGAACCUGAUCGGAGCGUCUCGCCUGGUGCUGUAUGACAUCGACUGGAACCCAGCUAAUGACCUGCAGGCCAUGGCACGGGUGUGGCGGGAUGGCCAGCCCAGGGUUGUGCACAUCUACAGGCUCAUCACUACUGGAACUAUAGAAGAGAAGAUCUACCAGCGACAGAUCAGUAAGCAGGGUCUGAGUGGGGCAGUUGUGGAUGCCAAGAGCUCCGGGAAGGUGCAGUUCUCAGCAGAGGAGCUGAAGGAUCUUUUCACCCUGCAUGAAGACACUGACAGUGUCACACAUGACCUGUUAGACUGUGCUGUGCCCGGUGGUGACUGUUCAGGUUCCCCAGGUUCAGACAGACCCCAGCCCAGUGUGGUGUCUCGUCCGUGUCAGCUCGGCCAGCCGCAGUCCGCCAGCCUGCUGAGGUCCAACCUGUCCAUGGCAGAACUGCUGGGCUGGACACACCACAGGGCACCUCUGGAGGACAGGGACAUACAGGACUACCAUCUGUUGUCUGCUGGAGAGAACAUCAGCUACGUGUUUGUCAAUGAAACCAACACUUCACAAUCUUAGUACAAUCUUCAGCUAUAUUCAACAUUCUAUGCUUGUGCCAGGACUAUUAUCUAUUGUCUGCAGGAGAAAACAUUAAUGUCAAUGAAAGUAACAGUUCACAAUCUUAUCGCUUCAGCUACAUAUAUACAUACAUUACUACCACCUGUUGUCUGUUGGAGAAAACGUCAGCUAUGUGACACUGUGUGUCAAUGAAACUAACAGUUCACAAUCUUAGUGCUUCAGCUACAUGUAUACAUUUAAGCACACUAAUGCCAUUUCUUGUCUGUAGAAGAAAACAUCAG
Branchiostoma belcheri (Belcher's lancelet) is the source of this 3245-nucleotide messenger RNA. Its product is annotated as DNA repair and recombination protein RAD54B-like. Gene Ontology annotation, molecular function: ATP-dependent chromatin remodeler activity; ATP binding; DNA translocase activity. The transcript is spliced from 17 exons. Lineage: Eukaryota; Metazoa; Chordata; Leptocardii; Amphioxiformes; Branchiostomatidae. The record is from RefSeq and is a predicted model, not a curated record. Gene Ontology annotation, cellular component: nucleus. The coding region runs from base 1 to 2964 and encodes 987 amino acids. Gene Ontology annotation, biological process: reciprocal meiotic recombination; double-strand break repair via homologous recombination.